AUGUUUAUAAUCGUCUUCAAUUUAGGAUUUGUCUACUUGUUCCUCAUCUACCUUCAAGGAUUCACCACAAAGCAUAUCGUUAAUCCGAUGAGAACUUAUGUUAAACUCUCUGCUGUUCUCAUGGGAUCACACGGAUUAACCAAAGGAUCUUUGGCUUAUCUCAAUUAUCCAGCUCAAAUCAUGUUCAAAUCCACCAAGGUAUUGCCGGUAAUGAUAAUGGGAGCGUUUAUACCCGGUCUGAGGAGAAAAUAUCCGGUCCACGAAUACAUUUCAGCGUUCUUGCUUGUUCUUGGUUUGAUACUGUUCACGUUAGCAGACGCCCAUAUGUCUCCGAAUUUCAGUAUGAUCGGUAUUAUGAUGAUAACCGGUGCAUUGAUCAUGGAUGCUUUCUUGGGUAAUCUACAAGAAGCGAUCUUCACAAUGAAUCCCGAGACAACUCAGAUGGAGAUGCUUUUCUGCUCAACGGUUGUUGGAUUACCGUUCUUGUUCGUUCCCAUGGUCUUGACCGGAGAGGUUUUCCGUGCAUGGACUGCGUGCGCACAACAUCCGUAUGUGUAUGGAGUCCUUGUAUUCGAAGCCAUGGCCACAUUCAUCGGUCAAGUCUCUGUUUUAUCGCUCAUUGCACUCUUCGGAGCCGCCACAACCGCCUUGAUAACAACGGCGAGGAAAGGGGUUACAUUGUUGCUAUCCUAUUUGAUAUUCACAAAGCCGUUAACGGAACAACACGGGUCAGGAUUGUUGUUGAUAGCAAUGGGGAUUGUAUUGAGGAUGGUUCCGUUGGAUAGUAAACCUCCAACCAAGAUUCCGUCUAGACCAGCGGUUAGGAUCGCCGGAGGUGAGGGUGAUAGAGAAGAGGAAGAAGAGAGAAAGUCAUUGGUUUGA
Molecule: messenger RNA, 882 nt
Organism: Arabis nemorensis
Lineage: Eukaryota; Viridiplantae; Streptophyta; Magnoliopsida; Brassicales; Brassicaceae
Source: the annotation of a GenBank genome assembly